AUGCCGCCGGAGCUAGACCCGACCCUAGUUUGGUCUCCGCCGGUGGAGGAGGUGUACGUUGCAGCCGAGGAGAGGCUGGAACCACGGGACAAGAAGCCGUAUAGGCGCGGGAUUACGAAACUCCCCAAGCUAAAAACUUGGGCCUUCCGCGAUGUUGUUCUCGUGCCCGCUGGAAAGAGCAUGUUCAAGUAUGGCGACCCGAGGAGGAAGCCGACACGUGAGUACCCGAACAUCCUUGGAGGCAUAAUUAGGAAGCAUUUCCCUGGGAUUGUCAAUCUCCCUACUGGUGGCCGCGACGUGGCUUGGACUUGGAAGCACUACAGCUACGCGGAAGAUCCUAGCGGCAAGUACGGAAACAUGCAAGAGCGGGUUGUCCGCCACUUCUGGAAAUACUUCAAGAGGGCUGAGGGCAAGGAAAUUGCGUGCGACGUUAUCUUACACGAGUUGUGCAGGGUGAGGGUGACUGGCAUGCACUACGAGGCACGUGUCCAGUGCGUCCGCGAUCGGCACGCCCGAGCGCAAAGUUUGGAUGAGUAA
Molecule: messenger RNA, 537 nt
Organism: Lolium perenne
Lineage: Eukaryota; Viridiplantae; Streptophyta; Magnoliopsida; Poales; Poaceae
Source: RefSeq, a predicted model, not a curated record